AUGUCCACUGCAGAAUCCCAAAUAGACAGUGACUACAAUCUUCACAACGUCAAAACCCAAGAAUCAGAUAGCUCUGAAGCUUCGGACAAUGUUGAAGCCCAAGAAUCAGAUAGCUCUGAAGCUUUGGAGGAAGCACCAGUCCGCACUUGGAAAACCCAAGCCCGUGGAAGUUUUCAAGAAAGAUAA
Puccinia triticina is the source of this 186-nucleotide messenger RNA. RefSeq lists its product as uncharacterized. NCBI's taxonomy places the organism in Eukaryota, Fungi, Basidiomycota, Pucciniomycetes, Pucciniales, Pucciniaceae. The transcript has a single exon. The record is from RefSeq and is a predicted model, not a curated record. Bases 1 to 186 code for a protein of 61 amino acids.